CUCUAUCUAUAGUUUGAAGAUCGAAGGUUUCGUAUGCACAUUAGAUGGCAGCACUAAAGUGGUGAAAAAUAAAAAAUUUUUUGGUCGUGAAAUAAUAUUGAUAUUCGGUACAAUAAUUAGCAGUAUUUAAUAAAUACGUUCACAAAAUGUCUUCUCUAACUAAGCCAAAGUCUGAGAUGACACCAGAAGAAUUAGCAAAGAGAGAAGAAGAAGAAUUUAAUACUGGACCUCUUUCAGUUCUAACACAAUCUGUGAAGAACAAUACUCAAGUAUUAAUAAAUUGCAGAAAUAAUAAGAAACUAUUGGGACGAGUAAAAGCUUUUGACAGACAUUGUAAUAUGGUUUUGGAAAAUGUAAAGGAGAUGUGGACGGAACUACCACGUACAGGGAAAGGCAAGAAAAAAGCAAAACCAGUAAACAAAGACAGAUUUAUCCCAAAAAUGUUUCUACGUGGAGAUUCCGUCAUUUUGGUUUUAAGAAAUCCAUUAGCAACCGCAGCAGGAAAGUAAUUAAAUUAACUUUAAUAUUGAUUUUAAUUUUUAAGUUAUAAUAAAGAAAAUAAAACUUUUUGAUACAAACGCAACCAGCGUUUAUUAACAUAAUAAAUCUUUUGCACAAAUUUUUGAUCGUAUGUAUAAUUUUUUAAAUAUUAAGUAAAAAAGAAUGUUAAGCAGGACAUUGUUUAUUUUUUAUGAAUUGUGUACAACAUUAUCAAUCCUUCUCGGCGAUAGCAGUUAAAUGUUUAUCAAUCUCUUGCUCGGUCAAUAUACUGUAACAGAAAAGUUGUUAAUAAAGAGAAAUGACUGUAAAAAUAAAAUUUUGAUGUGUGCAAAA
This is a messenger RNA of Pogonomyrmex barbatus (red harvester ant), 834 nucleotides long. RefSeq names its product small ribonucleoprotein particle protein SmD2 (gene SmD2). Lineage: Eukaryota; Metazoa; Arthropoda; Insecta; Hymenoptera; Formicidae. The record is from RefSeq and is a predicted model, not a curated record. Gene Ontology annotation, biological process: RNA splicing. Gene Ontology annotation, cellular component: small nuclear ribonucleoprotein complex. Gene Ontology annotation, molecular function: RNA binding.